Messenger RNA from Candida albicans SC5314, 1878 nucleotides. RefSeq names its product Srd1p (gene SRD1). The record is from RefSeq and is a predicted model, not a curated record. Gene Ontology annotation, cellular component: growing cell tip; plasma membrane; cell division site. Bases 1 to 1878 code for a protein of 625 amino acids. The transcript has a single exon. NCBI's taxonomy places the organism in Eukaryota, Fungi, Ascomycota, Pichiomycetes, Serinales, Debaryomycetaceae.
AUGUCUUUUAAAGCAGGGUAUCAUACUAUAUCAUUCCUAUUUAUACUAGUAUCAUUUGUAUUUUUAUUAUUUGCUACCAUUAGUUAUCCUGUGGUUGAUAUAUUUGCCUUGAGUAAAACUCUGGAUAAUAAAUAUGGGAUAUUUGGAAGUUGUCUGACAUCAAACAGUGAUAAUUGUAUUGUUGGUUACCCACUUGAUUUUACUGGUUCCAUAAAAGAUAAUCUGUCAGGUUAUUUAUUUAUGAAUGAUACUAGAACCACAUUGGCAAAAAUAUUUGUUUUAGCACCUAUUGCCCUUGGAUUUGAUUUGAUUUUAUUGAUUGUUAUAUUUGUAAUUCAUUUUGGAUCUCGUGUAACGGUGUUGAUUGGAAUUUUCGUUAAUGUACUUGCCACGAUUGCAACAAUUAUUACUUGUGUGGUUGUAAUUUUAUGUUUUUAUCCUUAUGUAACUUGGGUUCCUUGGACUUUAGUGGCAGCUGGAGCUAUUACAUUUAUUUCAUUGAUUCUUUUAAUUUUAAGUUUGACAGUUGUUGGAAAUGACGACGAUGAUGAUGAUAAUGAUGCUAAAUCUAAUUUCGAUAAUGAAGAUUUUGGAAGAUUUACUAAUUAUAGUCGUAUUGAUGAUAAAUUUAAUCAUAUUCAAACAUCUACUUUCAAAACAAGUAAUUCCCUUGAUAAUGAUUAUGAAUAUAAACCCCAUAACAAUAACAAUAACAAUAACAAUGCUACCACAGCCACUACUACCAAUAAUGUUGGUAGUACCAAUUUCACUGGUGGGGCAAUGAAUAAAUUCUCAAACCCUACUAAUAAUUCUCGAGGUGUUAUGAAUGGUGGAUCGACUACUACUGGUUCUGGUGUUGGAUCAGGAGGUACUGUUAUUUCUGGUAUGAAUCCUCCUGCUCAUAAAAAUGGGUCCCUCACCAGUAAUUCAUCUUCCUAUUAUAACAAUCCACAAACUGCCACUGAUUUCACACAAAGAAAUAAACCUAAUGCUUAUCAACCAAGUUCAUUAAGUGGUUCCGGUAGCAAUAAUGGUAAUACUGCUUCAUCAUCACUUCCUUAUCCUCCUGGUACACCAAUUGUUGAUAAUAACAGUAACAAUAGUAGAAAUAAUUAUCAACCAGGAGUUUUUGAUCAUCAUCUUGGUGUUGAAGGUCAUAAACCAUUUACUGAAUUGGAUGAUGAUUUUGACGAUGAUGAUGAAGAAGAUUUGGCUAAUAAUCGACGUGAAAUUGUUAAUAUUAAUGAUUCUGAUAAUGAUUCUGAUUUCACUAGUGUUUCACAACGACCACCUAAUCCUCAAUAUUAUGGAAGUAAUUCUGGAAGUGGUACUGGGUAUUUACCUUCAAAUGUGGUUAAUCAAUACUCUCAUGUUCAGCAAUAUCAACCUAUACAUCAACAAGGUAUGCCACCACCACCACAACCACCUCAACAACAACAAUAUAGGCCUACUGGUCAAUAUUCUCCGUCACCAAAUAUGGGUUAUAAUAAUACUCCAAUGAGAAGUGGUGGAGGUGUACCACCACCAGGAGCAGGUCCAGGUCCAGGUCCAGUUCCAGUGUCAGGAUCUUAUUUCCCAAAUCAAGGGCCUGUACCUGUACCACCACAACAACAACAACAAGUUAGAGGACCAACUAUAUCUGAAAAUGUAUUGAAUAAUAAUCCAGAUUUCCAAUUUAGUCGUGGUGGUCAACAACAAAAACGUAGAGUGAAUCCAGGAUUUGUACCUGUGGCAGCAAGAUAUAAUAAUAAUAACAACAAUAGUACUACCGGUAGUCUGAUUGGAGGACCAGGUAAUAAGAAUCAAAAUGCUAGUGCUUUAAUGGGAAGAAGAGAAAAUACUGGACCUAGAAGUGGUCCUUAUGGUAUUACUAGAUGA